Molecule: messenger RNA, 3644 nt
Organism: Nelumbo nucifera (sacred lotus)
Lineage: Eukaryota; Viridiplantae; Streptophyta; Magnoliopsida; Proteales; Nelumbonaceae
Product: lon protease homolog 1, mitochondrial-like
Biological process (GO): protein quality control for misfolded or incompletely synthesized proteins; mitochondrion organization; chaperone-mediated protein complex assembly
Cellular component (GO): mitochondrial matrix
Molecular function (GO): ATP hydrolysis activity; serine-type endopeptidase activity; ATP-dependent peptidase activity
Source: RefSeq, a predicted model, not a curated record
UUUUCGGUAAUAUACUCUUCUCAUGCAUUCUCAAACCAGGACUUUGGGAGGGUUUUAGCAGCGAUGCACAUGCACUAAAAUACCUACUUUCUUCGAGCUCUACUCAACCAAUGGCGAUUAUUCACGAAGACGAACAGAUAUAAAAGUAGAGAGAGGACACAAAAGGUCGGGAAACCGAAUUCUUGUCGGCUUUCUUCAUUCAGUCAUCAUCUAUGCUGAAGGUUUUAUCAGCUUCAUGCCGACAGGGCCGAUUGCAGAAUUUAACUCCAAGACUUCCCGGAAAUUUCUCUUAUGGGGGAGAACAAAGAGCUCCAUUACUUAGAGUUUUGGGCUCUCUGACAAGUUCGAGUCCAAGAAAUUCAGGUUUAUCUAAAAGAGUAUAUUUCUGUUCAGAGUCUGGCGACGGGUCCAAUCCCGUGGUUGAGCCUGAGGAAAAGACAGCUGAAGUCGAAGCCGCGGUGGAGAAUGCGGAGGAAGUCGAUUCGAAAGCUUCGUCAGCUAUAGUCCCUACUAAUCCCAGACCAGAGGAUUACCUCACGGUGUUAGCUUUGCCACUGCCACAUAGACCUUUAUUUCCAGGUUUCUACAUGCCUAUCUAUGUGAAGGAUCCUAAACUAUUAGCAGCUUUGGUGGAAAACCGUAAGCGACAGGCCCCAUAUGCGGGUGCUUUUUUGCUUAAAGAUGAACCGGGGUCAGAUCCUAGUCUUGCAGCUGGUUCAGAAACCGAGAAGAACAUAUAUGACCUUAAAGGAAAAGAAUUGUUCAACCGUCUUCAUGAAGUUGGCACCUUAGCCCAGAUAACUAGUAUCCAAGGAGAUCAGGUUGUGCUUAUUGGCCAUAGGCGACUUCGGAUAACUGAGAUAGUUAGUGAGGAUCCCCUGACAGUUAAAGUUGAUCAUCUCAAGGAGAAACCUUAUAAUAAGGAUGAUGAUGUUAUCAAGGCCACAUCUUUUGAAGUUAUAGCAACCCUAAGGGAUGUUCUUAAGACGAGUUCCUUAUGGAGGGAUCAUGUCCAGACAUAUACCCAGCAUAUAGGUGACUUCAAUUUUCCAAGGCUAGCGGAUUUUGGAGCUGCUAUUUCAGGAGCAAACAAAUUGCAAUGCCAGAAAGUGCUUGAAGAACUAGAUGUGUAUAAGCGUUUAAAUCUGACUCUGGAAUUAGUGAAGAAAGAGAUGGAGAUUAGCAAGAUACAGGAAUCAAUAGCAAAAGCAAUUGAAGAGAAAAUAAGUGGUGAGCAGCGCCGCUAUUUAUUGAAUGAACAGCUUAAAGCAAUAAAGAAGGAGCUUGGUUUGGAGACUGAUGACAAAACUGCACUUUCUGCAAAGUUUAGGGAAAGGCUUGAACCCAAUAAGGAGAGAUGUCCACCACAUGUUCUGCAAGUUAUAGAAGAGGAGCUAACAAAGCUCCAGCUUCUAGAGGCCAGUUCGAGUGAGUUCAAUGUUACCCGUAACUAUCUAGAUUGGCUCACUGCAUUGCCUUGGGGAAACUAUAGUGAUGAGAAUUUUGAUGUCCAUCGUGCUCAAACAAUACUGGAUGAGGAUCACUAUGGUUUGACUGAUGUUAAGGAGCGAAUAAUGGAAUUCAUUGCAGUUGGAAAACUUAGAGGAACCUCUCAAGGAAAAAUCAUUUGCCUGUCUGGGCCUCCUGGAGUGGGUAAAACCAGCAUUGGUCGUUCCAUUGCACGUGCCUUGAAUCGUAAGUUCUAUCGGUUUUCUGUAGGAGGAUUGGCUGAUGUAGCUGAAAUUAAGGGGCAUCGUCGAACCUAUAUAGGUGCCAUGCCAGGAAAGAUGGUGCAGUGUCUGAAAAAUGUUGGAACAGCUAACCCUCUUGUUUUGAUAGAUGAGAUCGACAAGUUGGGAAGGGGGCAUGCUGGUGAUCCUGCAAGUGCAUUGUUGGAGCUUCUUGAUCCAGAGCAAAAUGCAAACUUUCUUGACCACUAUCUUGAUGUUCCUAUAGACUUAUCAAAGGUUCUGUUUGUCUGCACAGCAAAUGUAGUAGAAAUGAUACCCAAUCCUCUCUUGGACAGAAUGGAGAUCAUUGCCAUUGCUGGCUAUAUAACUGAUGAGAAGAUGCACAUUGCCAGGGAUUAUUUGGAAAAGACAACUAGGGAAGCUUGUGGCAUCAAACCUGAACAAGUUGAAGUGACUGAUGCAGCUCUUCUUGCUCUGGUAGAAAAUUAUUGCCGAGAAGCAGGAGUUAGGAAUUUGCAGAAACACAUUGAGAAGAUAUACAGGAAGAUUGCUCUACAACUUGUGCGGAAAGAAGUAACAAAUGAAUCAUCUCCAGCCAUUGGAGUCAAACUUGAACCAGAAGAAAACAAAGAAAAGUCUGCUGAAGAAUGCAAUGGGACUUUGGCAAGGAAGAUUGAGAUUGUUGCUGAACCAGAGGAAGGUGGGGAUCAAGAGCAGGCUAGUGCUAUUGAAUCUGAUCAAAUGCAGAUGGAUCUCCCAGUGGUUGAAAUCCCACAAGAAGAUAUUUUAUUGGUUGAUUCAAAGGAACAUGUAGAAACAGAUCAGCUCCAGGAAACUGAAGCAAGUAAGACCAUUGAGAAAGUGCUGGUCGAUGUGUCGAACUUGUCUGAUUUUGUUGGAAAACCUGUUUUUCAUGCUGAACGCAUCUAUGAUCAGACGCCAGUUGGAGUUGUGAUGGGCCUUGCAUGGACUGCAAUGGGUGGUUCAACCUUGUAUGUAGAAACCACCCAGGUUGAACAAGGAGAAGGGAAAGGAGCACUCCACCUCACUGGACAACUUGGAGAUGUCAUGAAGGAGAGUGCCCAGAUAGCACACACAGUUUCCAGAGCAAUAUUACUUGAGAAAGAUCCAAAUAACCACUUCUUUGCUAAUACAAAGCUCCAUCUCCAUGUGCCUGCUGGAGCUACCCCAAAGGAUGGCCCAAGUGCUGGUUGCACCAUGAUCACAUCAAUGCUGUCCUUAGCAAUGAAGAAGCCUGUAAAGAAGGACCUAGCAAUGACUGGGGAAGUAACACUGACAGGGAGGGUCCUUCCAAUUGGUGGUGUCAAAGAGAAGACAAUUGCUGCUAGGAGGAGUGGCGUGAAGACUGUCAUAUUCCCUUCAGCUAACAGAAGGGACUUUGAUGAGCUUGCAUCCAAUGUAAAAGAGGGCAUUGAAGUUCACUUUGUAGAUGACUACAGUCAGAUUUUUGAGUUAGCUUUUGGUGGUGAUCAGGGUACGGAAAAAUGAACUAUGGUGCUUAACUACGUCUUCAACUACCUACCCUUCCGGAUCCCAAGAAGGAAAAACGUCAUAGCAUUGAGUCCUAGCCAUCAACAAUUUUGUAGGUUUGGAUCUUCUAAUAAAGAGAUUCUGAGAAGCAGGUAGGGUUGAGCAAGAAUUUUAUUAGGUUCACAGUUGGCCAUUAUUUAUUCAGUUCUGAAGUUCAGGUAAGUUAUUUUUUUAUUAUCUGGAUUAAAGUAAGAUCCACCAUCAUUUAUUUAUAAUAUUACCUGCCUGUGUAAAAAUCUCAUCAUAUAGUUUUAAGCGUGUAACAGUUCUAACAUUAUUUUUGAGGUUGAAUCAGGUUUUGUUGUCUUUUCUUUUUAACUUUCUGUGUGGAACGAUUCUAUAGCUAAUUUGUUUUGUUCUGAUGUAAAAAUUGGAUUUUAUGGCAUCUAGAUUUAUGGGUUA